AUGUCAUCAACUGCAACAGAUAGGGCCUGUCGACCACUUUACAGAGAUGGACAAAUAGGACUUCGCAAGGCAGUGUGGCUGCGCAUGGAUCCGGUGACCAAGUGGACUAUUUUGGUAGACUUGGCUCGAAGGGGUCCAUACUUACUGGAGAGAGGCAAUGUAGAACACACGAGGCUGAUGCGUUUUAUUUUUUGUAUCAGAAACUAUUUUUCAAAGCGAAAAAGUUGUUUGGAUCCUUCUGAGCCUCAGAAAGAUAUGCACACCCAAGAAAAGACACAGCCCGAGGUUUUGGGUCAGGAUGACGACCAGGUGCAUUUCACACCGACUUCUACCAUUCACCACGCCUUUAUUUGCCAAGCGCUACCAUACGCGACGCGCCUCCAACUAGCGCUCUCUUUGCUUCUUUGGCUUCGUUGUUUGCGCGAUGUGCAGGAUACACUUGCGCGGCUACGUACACCUUUUGCCCAUAACACGCGCCUGGGGAAUAGUCUUUUGGCACAUGUUUUUCCCACUCGUCUUACAGAGCAUUGGGUAGACCCCUUCACCCAUCUGUCGGUUAAGAUGAACGAGAAGCUUAAUGGAACCGGGGAGCAGGUCCCGGCUCCGCACACCUGGGACCCUGAGACGGUGGAGGACGAUGGGUCGGAGUGGACGGUGUCCCUCGGGGGUGAACGUGCUCCACAUGGGAAACGUGCCGUGAGCAGGGCCGCACUUCUGGACCGUGUUCAGGGCCUCACGCCUCGUCCUAGCGCAGAUGAUGAGCACGUGGCUCGCCUGGUAGGUGUCGGAUCAAACCGGCGGCAGCGUCGUCUCCACCUGGUUGCUCGCCAGAACAGCGGACAUUUUCCAUUUUCAACAACUGGUGACUCAGCAAGUGAAAAUAUCAAGCCGUCUGCUGGUACCGACAGGACGACAAUUCAAUGGGCUAAUACAGAUUCCAACCGCGUCUUGCCGCCCUCACCGCUUGAUUCAAACCCACUUGAGGAUGCCGCCUACCAUGCCAACAACGAGCGCGGUGAGGGAUGCCCAUUAAGCAAUCAUGGAACGGUCUCAUCGUCCCCUAUUCACAUUCCUGGUCGUGGCAGCAGAGUCUGGGAUGGGUGCGGUUCAACGUUGGAUAUACACAACGCCGCGCUCGAGGUCGAAGCCACACUGGGGCGGUGUGUGCAGGCCCAUGCGGCAAUUCUUUCUUCUUUAUUUAUUGAAGGUCGUGUGGUCCAGUUUACCACUACGGACCCCGUUGUUUAUCAUUACGUUCUCUGGCUUUUUGAAGAGCUUAUUAUAGAGAAAUAUAUCUUUUGCAAGCUAAUCCAAGAAAAGGACGAGUCAGUUUCCACGCAACUAAUGCCGUAUUACCCACCAUGGUGCUUUCGGUCAGUCCUUGCACUAUUACCACCUGCAACAGAGAGAAUCAAAAAAUCCGAGGCUGCCAACCUUGCCGGACUCAUUCUUCGAGCGGCACCAUGUGAUGUGCUUAUUGAAAACGUUCCUUCUAUUUGCACAGACAACAACAGUGAGCAUGAAUCACCCAACAGAAGUGAAUCUGGGGGAGCAUCCGUGACAUCAUACAUCGCGCAGGUUCAGGAGGAAGUUGAAAAACAGAGGCAAGUAUUGAUGAAAACAAUUUCAUGUAAAAAUCAACCCCACAAGAAUGGGUCAAAAGAAGCAAAUACAUGGCGAGUAUCCUGGGUGUUUCUUCGUUCCCACCAGUUGAACUACCCGAAUGACAAAGGCACCCCAACGGUUAAUAACAACGAAGAAUAUAGCAGAACACCUAACAGCUCUGGGCACCUACUCAACUUCGUUACCAAUCAAGAAAAUGUGGAUCCUAAUCCAAAAUAUACCCCUGGCGUCAUCCGAAUGCACUUCCACAUCCUUUUAACAUCAUACACUACAAAGAUAUUAAAUUUUUUGAUAAGUGUUUACCAGAGGUGGACUAGCAACAGCGAUGUAAAUCUAGAAAGCACUAAACGACAGCGACGAGGCAAGUGGUUCAUCGAGCAGGUAAACAGCGUUGUAGAGGAUCGCAUUCAUGCCCUUCAGCUUCUGUGCCUUUCUCAUAAUUGUAUCCUACCCCAACGCCACCUGCAGGAGUGGGUAUGGGAGCAGCUCCCGUGCAGCCUCCGUCUUGUGGGUGUUAACACCUCUCCGUGGGAUGCACUCUUUUUCUUCCCCCAAGUCCCAUUUUUAAGCCACAAAGUAGGGAAUGCUUUCCGCUUUCGAGCCGUUGAGCGUGUUGUUGUUGCGAAGCAUGCCGCAGCCUUCGGUGCGGGGCCGCUUCGAAGGCUAGCCGGCCGCAGCUUUUGGCUACGUGGAGGCAAGGGAUGGGAGAGGACUGGUUUGCAUGCUCGGCUAAACACAUUGGAUCGAGCACGUCUGUUAAAAGCCCAAAAUUGCCAUAGUAAAAAUACCGAAAAAUUAUUUAAAACGUUGAAUGAGGCCAAUAAAAUAGUGAUGAAACGCCACAACGAUAAAGCAGCAGACAUGUUAGUGACGGAGCGUUCAAUAGAUUACUUGGCUAACCCUAACAAACUGACAUGGAUUGGGCUAGUUUCGGCUAUCGUCUUUCGUUUGUAG
This is a messenger RNA of Phytomonas sp. Hart1, 2577 nucleotides long. The record is from the annotation of a GenBank genome assembly. Lineage: Eukaryota; Euglenozoa; Kinetoplastea; Trypanosomatida; Trypanosomatidae.